Molecule: messenger RNA, 243 nt
Organism: Peronospora matthiolae
Lineage: Eukaryota; Oomycota; Peronosporomycetes; Peronosporales; Peronosporaceae
Source: the annotation of a GenBank genome assembly
AUGAAUGAAGGUGAUGACGGCCAGGCUGAUUCAAGAAUGCCAAGUCUCGACGAGGUAACAACGAGCACACAACACAAGUGCUUGCUCAUCGAAACGACCAGCAAUCGUAAACAAAUGAGCCACCAGGUGUCCAUGUUCGCCUCGUCUCGACUCGAGUGCGGAGCUCUUGGCACACGUGGUAGAUUCCCGAGCGUAAACAGCAGCGAGCGGCUGCCCAAGGACCGCGUAGGAACAGGCGCUUGA